GACCCCGACGGGGGCCCCUGGCCGGGGUACCCCCGCGGGCGGUCCUGGGACGCGGCCAGCGGCCCGAGCGGCGCCGGCAAGCGCUUCUUCCGGCACGCGCUGCGCGGGGGCCAGGUGGCCGACGAGCCGUUCUACGUGGCGGUCGUGACGCCGGUGCUGCACUACUGCAUGGGCGGGCUGGAGACGGACGCGGGCGGGGCCGCGCUUGGCGCGGACGGCCAGCCCAUCGCCGGGCUGUGGGUCGCCGGCGAGGCCGCCGGCGGCGUCCACGGCAGCAACCGCCUCGGCGGCAACUCGCUCCUGGACUGCGUCGUGUUCGGCAGGCUGGCGGGACAGGCUUGCGCCCGCCGCCUGCCCCGCGGGAGCCCGCCGGCG
Molecule: messenger RNA, 375 nt
Organism: Prorocentrum cordatum
Lineage: Eukaryota; Dinophyceae; Prorocentrales; Prorocentraceae
Source: the annotation of a GenBank genome assembly